This is a messenger RNA of Ictalurus punctatus (channel catfish), 3229 nucleotides long. Its product is annotated as SPEC and KASH domain-containing protein. The record is from RefSeq and is a predicted model, not a curated record. NCBI's taxonomy places the organism in Eukaryota, Metazoa, Chordata, Actinopteri, Siluriformes, Ictaluridae. Gene Ontology annotation, cellular component: membrane; nuclear envelope; meiotic nuclear membrane microtubule tethering complex. Gene Ontology annotation, molecular function: protein binding. Bases 456 to 2372 code for a protein of 638 amino acids. The transcript is spliced from 15 exons.
ACCUGUGUCAGGUGAUAUUUCGACUUACCUGUAACUCCAGUGAGUUUGCUUCCUUACCCGUGCUUAUAAGGUGUGGUUUGAGAGUUCUGGUUUAAUAAAAGUUGCGCGUUUAUAUACAUUAUCUUGUCCGAGUCUAAGAAGACUAAGAGCUGUAACAUCUAAUUUAGCUUUGAGGAUAGAAUUUAUGUUCGUUAUCAAGUCGUACGGAAAUGAAAUAACUUCUGCAGGAGGUCGGGAGCAUCUACAAUUUAAGCUCAUGCAGACUCAAGAGGAUGGAGCCAUUUACCUGCUUUUGCCUAAAUCCAUCAAAUGUGUUUCAACCAGUCUCUAGGAAGCAGUGAGAGAAUGCCCUUGCUUCAGGGUAUGACGGUACUACGUCACAGACAGACACUCUGCACAGAGAAACGUGCUGUCUGUCCUUGAGUGAAUCCUUAGCCAUCAGGUGAUUCUGGGUGAUGCCAAUGAAAACUGUGCUCAAAGCCACUCAGAUUUUGCUCACAGAAAUUGAUAAAGGGAACAAUGAGAAGCACAAGCACAUUGGCAGCAUGAGUACUCAAAAGGCUUUAGAUCAGUAUACUGAAGCAUUUGACUUGGUAAAAGACCAUCCAGAGCAUGACGAGCUACAGAACUGGUUGUCACUAGCAGAAUUGCACCAAGAUGACACAUUCUCCCUUGAAGGCUGUGUGCAAUUGGAGAGGAGGUGGAUACUCUGGCACAAGUUUAUGAAAGAAUACUCUUGUUUGGAUGAUUGGUUGCGAUUGGCAGAGAAAUCAGCUGCGUCCCCAAAUUCCAGCCAUGUGCUAUACGCCACAGCAAAAGAGGAACUGCAGAAGUUUGAGAGUCUGCGCACUGAGGCCAGGCUGCGCUUGGCCCAGUGUGACAGCCUGAGCCAGACAAGCCACAUCCUGUUGGGGCUGUUCAGGGGCUCUAUGAAAACCAGGCUAAAAGAUAUGACCAAAGAGUGCGGGCAGCGCUGGGACCAGCUCAGCAUCACUUUAGACACUGUGUGCCGUCGGUUGAAGCAUUUUGUUGUCCUGCGGGAGGACUUUGAGAGGCAGCAAGAGGAAAUGGCCAUCUGGCUGGCUAACAUGGAUCUGAAGCUGACUGAGGUGGAGCAUUUUUCUGAAAUGAACACCUGUGCCAAAAUGCGACAACUUCAGGGUUUCCAGGAGGCAGUGGCUGAAAGUGCAGGUCGGCUAAAUGCACUGCUCCAGCAAGGGGAAGAGCUGAUCCAGAGAAGUGAGCCAGCUGAUGCCCAGGUCAUCGAGAGCCAACUACAGGAGCUGCUCCUGUACUGUGCUCGUGUCUUUCAGGGCCUGGGUCGUCUUCACACACGCCUUCUUAGCAUGAGACUGGUGUUUGAGGAGGACUGGGUUCUGUGUCCAGAUUCUGGCUGUCCCUCUGAGACAUUGCUGGAGGAGGAAAAUGUUCAAGACCACAGCCUUGCACCACCAGUCCAGGGUAACCCCUCUCAGGUUUUCCCAGAGCAGCUUGUCCUGGAGUGGGACCCCUCAGUAGACAUUGGAGGCUCCAUUUCCCAUGAUGAUGAUACAGACUCUUCCUACCUCAGUGCUGGUGCAGGGAUUUACAGCAAAGAGGAGCUCCUUACCAACUAUCCUUGGAGGAGGAGAGCUUACCUGAGAUCUGCAGAGUCUUGUCCAGCUGCUACUGCGAAAUCUACGCAGCAGACGGUUACUGAAUGUAGCUUAAAUGGUAUGGCUCCACCCCAGACCCCUGUGCCAGCAGACACUGAUAGGCCACUGUAUGCUUCAUUGUGGAAGACUUCCACCCCAGAUUCACACUCUUCUCAGCCCAUCACCUUUAAAUCUGACCGUGUCAGUGCCUGGCUGGUCCAGACACCCCGGCUGUGCUCUAGAGCUGUCCAGACAGAGCAUGCUCCACAGCAGUGUUCAAGCUUUUAUUCAUCACCAUCCACACAGGAGCACAAGAAGGAGGUGGUGAGGGAAGCUGACUAUCUAGAAAGUGUGCUUCACAAGAGUCACUCAUGUUCACCCCACACUAAUAUCAUGUGUUCCUCCAAGUCAUGUGACCUUCAGUCUCACUCUGCCAAAUAUUACCCAAACCCACAGUGUAUGAAGGAGAGACUGAACGCCAGUGAUUCAAUGAAGGACAACAGCUGCACUAAGACACGUUGUGCCAACAGUGAACAGCACAUCUGGAGACCAAGUCUCCUGAAGCUGUUGGAGGUCCUGAAGUUCCUAGCUCUGCUCUGCAUUCUGCUAGCUUUAUUUGUGGUUCUGGUUAUCUGGCCCCGCUCAGUGCUCCAGGACAACCAUUGCUACCGCUCCAACUCCCUGGCACAUUCCUUCCACCUAGCCUUGUGCUAUGUCAAUGGACCACCUCCAACCUGAGGACUGCAGAGACAUGCGGGGUACCCUAAACCCUAUUGUAUUUGAGAGAUAUUAAAGCCGAGCACCAUGGACUACAGGCUCUGAAAAAAAUAACUGAAAGAAUUGCACAGAGUUGAAGUGAAAGACUUUACACAUUAGACCAGGUUUUAUUAGCCACUUUGGACACAAGAAACAAAGUUUUGACUUGGAGCCAAUUUUGAUGUCUAUCCCUGGCAAUAGCCUAGCCUUAAUUAUUAAUGAUGCAGGUUUGGUUCAGUACAGGACUGAAUCAUUGGAAUUAUAAACAUUUCAGUAUCUUGAAAUGCUAGAAUUUAUUUAUUAAUAUUUUUAAAAGCAAAAUAAAUAAAUAAAGUAUGUUAAACUGUAAUUUGUGAUGUGAACUGAUAUCACUGUCUCCAGAAUGGGUGUAAUCUGCAGGGAAGUUUUUGGUUUUCUGACAUAAGGAGCCAAAGCACCAGUGUCCACAUUGACUUGUCUCAAGUCUACCCAUAAGUCCAUAAACUGUAACAAUCCUAGGCUUGAUUUCAGCUGUCUAUGAAUUUAAAGAAUAUAUUACAUAUAAUCCCAUAUGGCAUUCUGUUCUUGUCUAUAGAAAUGUAUUUCACUAUUUAGAUCCAUAAUCAGAACAGAAACUGGGUGACAGUUUCCACUUCAAACUCAUGGACCGGACUUCCUCUAAUAGAUCUGACAUUUGAAAAAUUGAAGCACUUGGGUGAAGCACUAUGGCUGUGUGAUAUACUGUGUACAAAUUCAAAAAACGUUAUGACAAGUAAUGGUUUAUGCCUCCUGCCAUGCCCAAUGUAGCCUUCACUGUGAAACAUUUGAGAGGCCUAAUAUAAUGUUUAAACUACAGACUC